This is a messenger RNA of Sphaerodactylus townsendi, 1155 nucleotides long. RefSeq lists its product as uncharacterized. The transcript is spliced from 8 exons. NCBI's taxonomy places the organism in Eukaryota, Metazoa, Chordata, Lepidosauria, Squamata, Sphaerodactylidae. The record is from RefSeq and is a predicted model, not a curated record. Bases 1 to 1155 code for a protein of 384 amino acids.
AUGCCACCACCCAAGAGACUUUGGUGUGAAGUUAUGUUCAGGAGGACCAAAGUUAUUGUCCCUCGAAAUGGGGCUGGACUGGGCGGGGCGGGGGCGGCGAGCGACCUCCGGGAAAACGAAACUGUGCAUAAAGCUAGGCGAGUUGGAGGGAAAGUGAAAGUAGUAGGUGCCGGCCACGGAUCAGGCAGAGAAGCGGUUCUUUGGUGGUACCUCCGAAUUCAGCAGUGCAUUGGGUCAAGGAAAACCGUCACCCUGGGGCGCCGGAAGAAGAAGGGCAUUAAAUGCCCAAAAUGCAGCAAAUCUCAAAAUGCGUCUCACAAGUUUUGCUUUGAUUGUGGAGAAAGAUUAGCUCCUUCUGACAACACACAAAGCGCAGAGAACAAAGAUGCAAGAACAGUGGAGGAGAUUGAAACAGGGAGAGAACUGAAGGAUGAAAGCAUCCGCUCUUGUAAACCUGAUGGUGAUGAGCAUCCACCCACUGAAUUGAUGCCAAAUGAUCUGAAAGAUUUUCUGCCAGAAAGUACUGGGAAUGAGGAUUGGAUUUUGCCAAAGAAAAAAAGGAAGAAGAAUACGAAAGCUUCAAUCUCUGAGCUUCUGGGUGACUUAAGUUCAGUGCCAACCACUCUUGAUCAUUCUCUGAAUGCUGAAACAGCAGCUAAAAACAACCAAGCAGGACAAAAUCAAGCUGAACUGGCCAAAUCAGAAAGGGGGUCCACUGAAGAUGGUGGGCAUCAGAAUAAAAGCUACACCUUUACCAGAGAUCUCCAAACAAAACAGAGUUGUAAGACAAAAACUGAAAAAAGAAUCAAACAACAGGAAAAGGAUUCUGGCACAAAGAAAAUAAAGCAGGAAGAAAAAGCAACUGAAAAGGGGAAUAUCUGUGAGAAAGCAGCAACCCCAGUUAAAGGAACUGAGGAGAAGAGGGAAGCUGGUGCAUCAAAUCACAAAAAGCAACAAAAAGCAACUGAAAAGGGGAAUACCUGUGAGAAAGCAGCAACUCCAAUAAAAGGAACUGAGGAGAAGGGGAAGCUAGUGCAACAAACCGAGGAAAAAAAGCAACAAUUGGAUCAGAACAAUAAGAACCUACAGAAAAACAGAAGCCAAAUGAACUUUGGAGAUUCUAUUACAGUAUACUUUCAUGCUAUAAUUGCCUAA